Molecule: messenger RNA, 3073 nt
Organism: Neoarius graeffei (lesser salmon catfish)
Lineage: Eukaryota; Metazoa; Chordata; Actinopteri; Siluriformes; Ariidae
Gene: eya2
Product: EYA transcriptional coactivator and phosphatase 2
Exons: 16
Coding region: 404-1834 (476 amino acids)
Biological process (GO): negative regulation of extrinsic apoptotic signaling pathway in absence of ligand; multicellular organism development; cell differentiation
Cellular component (GO): nucleus
Molecular function (GO): protein tyrosine phosphatase activity
Source: RefSeq, a predicted model, not a curated record
UGGCGCACACUGCUGUUGUUUCAGUGCGGAGGAGGGACAAAGCUCUCUCUCUCUCUCCCUCCCUCCCCGACAGCACUCUUCAAGCCUCAUCUGUUGUUGACAGAGCAGUCAGUGUGUGAUCGCGCCGGUCAGUGCGGUCGGUGAUGUUCGGCCCUGAGCGUUAGAGUCUCCGCGGACCCCGUGUCGCGCGCGCGGGCCCCUUUCUUUAAUCACUCCCGGGUCCCGCUGGAAUGGAGCCGCGACUCUGAAGCGAGUUUCUUCACCUGAGUUGCUGCAGAUAGGAUGGCAAGGAGCUGAAAGAAGAAGGGAGAAAGAGGAAAACCGACUACCCGCACUUACUGGCAGGGGCUUGACAUAUCAGUUUUCACUUAUUACGGCAUUGCAGCUGUCCCAAGGGUAAGUGAUGGCUGCUUACGGACAGACACAGUACAGCCCUGCCAUCCAACCUACAGGCCCAUACACACCCUACACACAUCACGCCCAGAGCUACAGUGUGCCACCGUACAAUAUUAAAACAGAAGAUGGCUUGAGUCAUUCGCCAGGACAGAGCAGUCUGCUUGGCUACACGUCCAACUUCAGCGGAACACCUCCUAGCCAAGCUCUUUACAGUUACUCCACACACGGUGGCAGUAUUUCGUCUGGAAUUUUCCAAGGAACAAAUGCCAUCACAGGCUCAACGCCAUUUAGUCCCACACAGCAGGAUUUCACAGCAUAUUCCAGUUAUGGUCAAAGCCAGUACUCGCCAUACUAUAAUACACACUAUAACAACCCCUACCUCACAAGCAGUAAUAUCAGCCCGUCAGCCAUCGGCACAGCAAUCCCCUAUCAGCAUCCAGAACAUCCUGCUGUAACAACCAAUCACAGCCCAGAGUCCCACCCAGGGGAGUAUCACGCCCCUCCUAGCCCCCCAACCCCAGGAAAGGAGCAGGAAGGAGGUCCAGCCAGACGCGGCUCAGAUGGAAAGCUGCGGGGAAGGAAGAGGGCCAAUGACCCUGUACCCCCACUGGACUCAGAAAUCGAGAGAGUGUUUAUUUGGGAUCUGGAUGAAACCAUCAUCAUUUUCCACUCUCUUCUCACCGGCUCUUUUUCCACACGCUUCGGCAAGGACUCCACCAAAGCUGUGUCUCUGGGGCUGUGGAUGGAGGAGAUGAUCUUCAACUUGGCAGACUCACGACUCUUCUUCAAUGACCUGGAGGAAUGUGACCAAGUUCAUAUCGAUGAUGUGGCCUCAGAUGACAAUGGACAGGACUUGAGCACAUAUAACUUUGGAACAGACGGUUUCCAGAGUCCUGCAGGAGGUGGUGCUCUGUGUUUAGGCUCAGGGGUCCACGGUGGCGUCGACUGGAUGAGGAAGCUGGCCUUCCGCUACCGGCGAGUAAAAGAGAUCUACAACACUUUCAAGAACAAUGUAGGAGGUUUGCUGGGGAGUCCAAAGCGAGAAGAAUGGCUUCAGCUGAGGCGAGAAAUGGAGGUUCUGACUGAUCUAUGGCUUACGCAGGCUCUAAAGGCUCUAGCGCUUAUUAACUCCAGACCAAACUGUGUGAAUGUGAUGGUUACCACCACUCAGCUGAUCCCAGCUCUUUCCAAAGUGCUGCUGUAUGGUCUGGGAGGAGCUUUUCCCAUCGAGAACAUUUACAGUGCCACCAAAACUGGUAAAGAGAGCUGUUUUGAAAGGGUGACUCAGAGGUUUGGGAGGCGAGCGGUGUACGUGGUAAUCGGAGAUGGAGUGGAAGAGGAAACCGUGGCAAAGAAAAAAAACAUGCCAUUCUGGAGGGUAACAUGCAGAGCAGACCUGGAGGCACUGAGUCAUGCACUAGAGCUGGACUACCUCUAGAGGGCAGAAUCUCAAAUGCCAUAUCUCAUUUGAAUUGGUCAACCAUAAUCACAUGGCCAAGCCAAGAACUGCAGGACCAAUCUGCCGGGAGUUGCAAAUGUAUUUGUUCCAAAUCAGUUUAGAAAACCUUUUUUUUUUUUUUUUUCCUUUUUCCUCUUUUCUUCCAUCUGUGACAGCAGUUUUAUACAAUGGCACAUUGCACUGGACAUAAUAAUCCAUUUUAAGUAAGACCAGAGUGCUUUAAAGGACCAAAAUGUUUGUGCUUAUUGACAUAAGACAACAGGACUUCAGGACAGAUUUGUAUGAAUCAUUUGUGAUGUGAAAGAUCAGAUUUUGGAUAAAAAGCGUGCAUAUAUUUGUGUUUUCUACAAAUUCACAAGCAGCUGCUGAUGUCUGCGGUAGAUGAGACUUAUCUAUAUGUCACUCAGAUUUAUUCCACAUUAACCUUUUAUGAGGGGGAAAAAAAGAAACGCUCUUUAUUUUUCCUCUAAGUCCUAAUUAAAAUAUCAGCUUUUUUUUUUUUUUACAACUGUGAAAUUCAGUAAAAUUCUUUAAGCAAAAAUAAAGCACAAUUAGGGGAAUUAUCUGUAUAACUGAAAAUCAGUUAGGAAAAUGUAGAUAUAACAAUUUUAGUUUAAGUUUUCCUAAUAAUUUCUGUCAAUAAUGCAAUAAUGUGUCGAUGAUAUUACUGAUUCAGAUACUGAUCCAUUCAUUUAGGUAAACAAAAAAAAAAUUAAUUAAAUGUUUAAAGAAAAUGUGAUAUUCCACUCAAUGUAUUUCUGUCUCUAAAGUACUAUAUACUAUUUAAUAACACAUUUUUUAAAAAGACAGUGCAAGAUAACAUUAUAACUAAUCCCAAAAGUAGCCAAAGUAUAAAGCUGAGUCUAUUGAUAAAGGUGACAAUCAUCUACGUAACUUAUGAAUAUUUUUGUGAGGUGAUUUCUUAAGCACUAGAAAAUAUCUCCUUCAUUCCUCUUCACUAUGUGCCUGGACCACGGUGAUCUGUAAUAUUUGUUACUGGAUGUACAUUUGAUUUUGUUUCUUUCUAUUAACGUUUCUGAAGUUUAUUUGUGUAUUUCUUUCCUGUAUGGAAUCUGUACGGUUGUCUUUUAAAUUGCAUGUGCCUUUUACACUGCCUGUCCUCCUAGCUAUUAUUUGUAUAUAUGGUUUUAUUGUUGGUUUGUUUUUGGGCCAAUACGAUAGAACAAUAAAAAAAAUAAAUUAAUUGCAUUAAAUCAG